ACCAAAAAAGUUGGAGGAAGCCGAAAGAAAAAGACGGGAAGAAAAAAACGAGAACAAGAAUUGGCCGAAAAAGAAGAAGAGAAGCCGAAGAAACAGACAAAAAGCCCCCCAAUAAAUAAGGCCGGCCGUAUUACCAACGUGCGAUAA
Messenger RNA from Paraglomus brasilianum, 147 nucleotides. The record is from the annotation of a GenBank genome assembly. Lineage: Eukaryota; Fungi; Glomeromycota; Glomeromycetes; Paraglomerales; Paraglomeraceae.